Messenger RNA from Paraglomus occultum, 882 nucleotides. The record is from the annotation of a GenBank genome assembly. Lineage: Eukaryota; Fungi; Glomeromycota; Glomeromycetes; Paraglomerales; Paraglomeraceae.
AUGUCCACGCUGCUUGACAGUAAUUUGAAGUCAGACAGUGAAGAUGAAGACUAUGUUUUUGACGCUAAAGCUUCGGACAGCGAAAGCGACGAAGACUUUGUGCCUAUUGAGGAAGGCCGAGAAGAUGCUAGUUCAGUCGUAACGGGUGGUAAACGCAAAAGUGCUCGAUUAAAUAGUAAUGAAAGGGAUAUGAAAAAAUUAAGAUCCGAGACAGGUGUUGCAAAUCAGACACAACGAUCUGAAGAAGAAAUGAAGAAACGUAUGGACACCAUGUGGGCUCAAAUAAAUAAUAAUGAAGCUAAUAAUGAAUUGCAACAAGAUGAUUCUGUACAAACAGACAAAGAAAGCGAGAAGCAAGACUCGGAUCUUUUAAAAGAUAACCCGGAAAAGGUCGCAAAACGCGGUUCAUCAAAGCUUAUUACUAUCACUCGUACGUACGAAUUUGCGGGGGAUUUCAUCACAGAAGAGACAGAGGUCCCUGAAGAUUCAGAUGAAGCCAAGGCAUACUUGUUGGCACAAUCUCAAACAUCUUCAUCUGAGCAAUUAAACGACAAUUCUCAUGCCAGUUUGCAAUCCUCAGAAUCAUCUCGGAGCAAACCCAUUCUUCCCGUCAAACAACGACCGGCAAAGUCUCAGCGUGCAAAAUCUAACCUGAGCAAGUUGGUGGACGCGAUGAAGAAACCCACAAAAUUAAAUACACUGGAUAAGUCUAAAUUGGACUGGAAUAAAUUUGUGGACAAGGAAGGUAUCAAAGAUGAGUUGAAAUAUCAUAACAAAAAUGGAUUCAUAGAGAAACAAGAUUUUCUUCAGCGUACGUACAGUCGUCAGGAAGCUGAUUUAAAGGCUAUGAGAAAGAAGACAAGGAAGGAUUCACAAGAAUGA